This is a messenger RNA of Camellia sinensis, 2686 nucleotides long. Lineage: Eukaryota; Viridiplantae; Streptophyta; Magnoliopsida; Ericales; Theaceae. The record is from RefSeq and is a predicted model, not a curated record.
UCUCUUAUCUCUGUCUCUCUCUCAAACUUGACCCAAGAAAGCUUUGAUGAUUGUUCUCUCUCCUCUCUUCAAAACCCACUCUCAAGAAAAGUUUUUCUUUAGUCUUGGUUCUUUUCUCUCUUAUCUCUAACUCUCUCUCAAACUUGACCCAAAAAAGCUUUGAUGAUUGUUCUCUCUUCUCUCUUCAAAACCCACUCUCAAGAAAAAGCUUUUCUUCAAUGUUGGUUCCCUGCAAAGAAGAAGCUGUGAUGAUUGCUCACUCACCAACACUAAACAUGACCCAGGUUUAUACAGAGGAUGUGAAUCAUCUCUCACCCAAUUUCCAUCAAAAGAAUUACAAUUCAUCAAAGACUCCACCAAAUUCUCACUCCCAUGUUUUGCAGACAAACCCAUAUCAGUCCCAUUACUCUGUUUCUUACCCUUCUCUGUGACUUUCACAUCUUUAUUCCCUGUAUAAUUUUUUCUAAUAGGGGAAGAUGUUAGCACUGAAUUUACAGUCCGAUUUUGGCUUCAAUUUUAUCAUGUAAAUCUUUACUCGAGUCUGAUUUUGAUUUUGGGUAGUGGAUGAUUGAACUGUGGUGUUUUGGGAUCUGGAAGUGUUGUUAGGUGGUGGAAGAGGAGCAAAAUUGGGGACUUGUUGGGAUGAGUUUGGAAAAAAGUAAGAGAAAAUUGAAGAGAUGUGAGGUCUAUAAGAUUCAUCCGUUCCUUUUUUUCAUCCUUGUCGUUCUCCACUUUCAUUCGAAGAAUAGAGGCAGCGAUUCAACUCUCCUUUGAAGACGACAGUGCUGGUCUACGAUCUUACUCUGGCCUCUGUUACCAGUUUCAAAGGAUAGCAGAAGAUAGCUCGAGUUGAAGCUCGAUUCAACUCUUUCCUUCUCUCGCCUCUGUUACCAGUUUCAGAAGAUAGCAGAACAGAGGGGGGAGAAAAGAGGGGAAAAAAAAUGUCAAAAAGACGUCGUUUGACAGCUCUAAGCCACGUAUAUUUCAAGCUACUUAACGGAAUCAUUAAAUCAUAUUAUCUCUUUAUUUUUUUGAUAUAUUUACUCAUAAAAAAAUCAAAAAAAUAUAAUUAUUUAAAUUAUCCCCGACACAAACUCGAGCUAUAUAUAUCCUUUUACAAAUUUCCACGCCUUGGUGAGAGAAGAAGAUAUUCCUACAAUUACUUUGUUACAGUUCUUCCAAUAAACAGUCCAAAGAAAACUACGGAGAUGGGGAGGAGGAUAUCGCUAGAGGAGGGUUUGGGUAUAUUAGAAGAGGGCAUUGUGAAGGCAAAGAUGAUUCUUGAUGGGUACCCCACUAAUGCACUCUUCACUGCUGCCGAAUAUAUGAAGUACUAUGACUGUGUUUAUUUCAUGUGUAUUCAGUAUCAUCCUUCUAAUUAUUCAGCACAUCUUUAUCAAAGAUUUGAAAGGGCUUUGAAAGAGAGCAUUUCUUCAAAGGUUUUGCCAUCCUUACAAGACAAAAAUGAUGCCUCUCUGUUGAUAGAACUUACCAAUAUGUGGGCAAAAUAUAAAGUGAUGGCUAAGUGUCUGGGAGGAUUCUUUCUAUACCUUGAUCGCCAUGAAAAAAUUGAUGCGUCACUUAAUGAUGCCUCUGUUCGUUGUUUCCAUGAUCUGGUUUUCAAUGCGCACUACCAUAAGUUUCAUGAUGCUGCAAUUUUGCUGAUCAAUCAGGACCGCUCCAAGAAUUCAAUUGAUAGGGACCUGCUAAAUAAUGCCAUGGCCUUUUUUGUUGAAAUUGGAGGAGGGAAAAACACAAACUAUUAUGACAAUUUGGAGAAGGCAAUACUUGCAGAUGCUGCAAAUUACUAUUCAAGAUUAGCUUCAGAGUGGCUUGCCCGCAAUUCAUCUGUUGACUACAUUAAGAAGGCUGAGUGGUGCUUAGAUAAUGAAUUACAAAGGGUGAGUCAAUAUUUACACCAGACAACAGUAAAGAAGCUACUGCAGUCCUUGCAGGUUGUGCAAUGGCACUUGAUGGAUCAAACUGCAAGCCAACUUAUUGAAAGGCAAAAGUUGGAGAACGUUGAUGCAACAACAUAUCAAGAGCUACUGUCCGGAUGUGCUAACAUGAACCUUGGAGAUGAAACAUCUGCAUCACCGUCGCAACAAUGUCCCAUGUCACAGUAAAUUACUUGUUAGGAAAAAAGACAACAAAGUACAUGAUCGCUGAAGAAACCUAUUCUUAGAGAUAGAGAUUUAGGGAUUUAGACACUUCGAUGGUUUCCCGAAGUAAAUUCAUAUGAUUGCCUUUUUGUUUACAGUGGAGUAGCCUCGGGGAGGACUAGUUAUUUUUGGAAGCUAUGUAGCAGAGAACAAGCCUACAAAUUCCCAGGGGUUACUAGACAAACAAAAAAACCAAAAAAAAGGUUGCAACUUUUGUAGUGAGCUUAGAAGAAAUUUAUUGUUCUUUUGGUGUUAAUAUUUUGUUUUGGGAAAACAUUUUGAAAUUAAUUCCUUUGACUACUGAUGUAGUAAUUGUGGUAAGAAAGGAAGCGGUGGUUUUGGGGAGUGGUAAUGGUGAUGUUGGUUUGUUGAGAAUUCAGAUUGAAAAUAUUAAGGCUUGCGGAAAGUUGGGUUUGAAUUUUCAAGUGGAUUACCUCAUGCUCAUUUCUAUAUAUGGAGUUCUCUCUCCUCUUUUGUAGCUCAGAAAAGCGAUUCCCCCUAAUAAUAAAGGGCACCUUGAUCUA